Messenger RNA from Helicoverpa zea (corn earworm), 648 nucleotides. RefSeq lists its product as uncharacterized. The transcript is spliced from 3 exons. Lineage: Eukaryota; Metazoa; Arthropoda; Insecta; Lepidoptera; Noctuidae. The record is from RefSeq and is a predicted model, not a curated record. Bases 103 to 630 code for a protein of 175 amino acids.
CAGGACGUAGUAUUUCCAGGAAAUAAAAUUAAAAUUGUUCCUGAAACUCAAACUUUUUAUUAUAAUCUUAUCUAUAAUCUAUAAUUCCAGUGUGCCGGCUGCAUGACCGUCGGUGUGAUUGGCCAGCCAGCCCCAUCCACCAGCCCUGGUACCUUCACUUGGGGCAUGAAUUGGGGCAUAGCAUACGAGCUGCCCAAUGCCACGGAGACUUCCAAGUACUACAGAAGAUAUAACCGUCUGUCUAAGCCUAAGGAACAGAGAAGAAGUAGAAGAGAGCUGUAUGGGAAGCUGGAGAAGAUUAUGGAGAAUAUGGGCUACGAUGGUAGACAAUGUAUCCUCAAGACGUUAUGUGAGACCACCCAGAGACUUGUUCCACAUGGAGACAACAUGGUUGAGGAGAUGUUCCGGACUUUGUUUACCUUACCAAUGACGAAGGUCCUAGCAUCAGAACCUCUAGAGCACGCGACAUACGACGCAGCACAUCGACUCGGCACAUUACUAGCUAAUUGCGACCGGUUCACCUGUCCUAUAUCCUUGGUAGACUUAGUUCAAGGGUAUUAUAAUGCGCCUUCUCCGAAAUUGGAUACAGGUUUGAAUCCUUGGGCUCUGUUUAGCAGUAAUUUUGGGUAGAAAUAAAUAAAGUGAUUG